CCUUAAAGCGGGAAAAUAGUAUACUAUAUAUUGAAGUUUAUUGUACAGUUGUAAACGCAGGAUGAAGGUUAUUUUUUGUUUGAACUAUAUCUAUUUUAAAAAUUAUAAUCUGAAAAUAUAAGUAUCAUUUUAAUAUUUUGUACAUACGUUCAGCGUUACAAUAAUAACCUGAAUUAUUUUAUUGACUCGCGUUUUUAACGGCUAUUAUCAUGAAACCUGGCACGAAGGUUUCUGCCGCCAAAACCGUUACUCCUGAGCAGGAUAAGGUUAGAAAGUCUUUGCACGUUUUGCAGCCAGCAGCAACUGAUAAAGAAAAUUUAGUUGGUGGUGGGAGGAGGAUGCUUAGAUCUGCUCUUCCAGCAAAGGAAACAAUAAAAAAUGAAGUGAAAGAAAAACCAAAAAUUGAUGAAAAGCCAAAACGUAAGAAAAUAGUUUUAAAAGAUAAAGCUGUACAAACUACAAGAGGAGGAAAAAUAAAAAUUGAAGUUGAAGAUUUGACAUCUGAAGCUGGCCUUAGUGAAAAUUAUUGGGAAGUAUUAGCUGAAAGACGACGGAUAGCACUUGAAGAUGCUUUAAGCAUCUUCAUCGUUACGGAAUUACCAGCUUGGCCUUUACAUCAAGGAGAAGCCAUUUGUUGCUCACUUUGUUUAACAGUUAUUACCAGCGGCAGAGAUAAGGUUAGAAAGUCUUUGCACGUUUUGCAGCCAGCAGCAACUGAUAAAGAAAAUUUAGUUGGUGGUGGGAGGAGGAUGCUUAGAUCUGCUCUUCCAGCAAAGGAAACAAUAAAAAAAAAACCAAAAAUUGAUGAAAAGCCAAAACGUAAGAAAAUAGUUUUAAAAGAUAAAGCUGUACAAACUACAAGAGGAGGAAAAAUAAAAAUUGAAGUUGAAGAUUUGACAUCUGAAGCAUCUUCUGAAGAUAACAGAGAAUUGACUGAACGCGUUGAAACAUUAGAAGAAGAAAAUCGUAUUUAUAAAGAAAUGUUAGAUGAAUCUAGAGCACUGGUUGAAGUUUCACAGAUCGUUACGGAAUUACCAGCUUGGCCUUUACAUCAAGGAGAAGCCAUUUGUUGCUCACUUUGUUUAACAGUUAUUACCAGCGGCAGAGUAAUAUAUAACGAGAAUAAUUAUCACGUUACUUGUGCAAAUCUAUGGCUUAAUUGUGUAAAUAGUAAUUUGCCCGUGAUGCGGCAUCCCGUUUAUUCUCAUUCGAACACAUGUCCAGUUUUAACGGCUAUUAUCAUGAAACCUGGCACGAAGGUUUCUGCCGCCAAAACCGUUACUCCUGAGCAGGAUAAGGUCAGAAAGUCUUUGCACGUUUUGCAGCCAGCAGCAACUGAUAAAGAAAAUUUAGUUGGUGGUGGGAGGAGGAUGCUUAGAUCUGCUCUUCCAGCAAAGGAAACAAUAAAAAAUGAAGUGAAAGAAAAACCAAAAAUUGAUGAAAAGCCAAAACGUAAGAAAAUAGUUUUAAAAGAUAAAGCUGUACAAACUGCAAGAGGAGGAAAAAUAAAAAUUGAAGUUGAAGAUUUGACAUCUGAAGCUGGCCCUAGUGAAAAUUAUUGGGAAGUAUUAGCUGAAAGACGACGGAUAGCACUUGAAGAUGCUUUAGAAGAUAACAGAGAAUUGACUGAACGCGUUGAAACAUUAGAAGAAGAAAAUCGUAUUUAUAAAGAAAUGUUAGAUGAAUCUAGAGCACUGGUUGAAGUCUUACAGGAAAUGAUUGGAGAAGAUAGAAAUGAUAUAAAUAAUUCCCUAGAAGAUACCAUUUAAUAUUUUAUUUAAUUUAAUAUUAUGCAAUCAAAUAGCAAUUAGUGCCUUAACUCUUGAUUCUUCAAACAUUAAAUGUUUUUUAAUUUGAGAUCAAAUAUAAUGGAUAAUAUAUAGAUUUAUUAAUAAGAAAUUAACAGAUUGCAUAAUCUGAAUUAAAAUUCAAAUAAAGCUUUUAUAAGCUAGAAAUGCAAGAUUUUUUUUUAUAUAGUUAUUUCUUUUUAAUUGUUCAUGAUUAUGUGUAUGUAUGUACUGAAUUAAUUAAGACUAUGACUGCGAAUAUAGUUGUACUUACUCAGAAUACUAUCUAAUAUAAUAUAAAUAUAUUUUUGAUUAUAAUUAAUAAACUGGUCUUUUAAUA
Molecule: messenger RNA, 2127 nt
Organism: Apis cerana (Asiatic honeybee)
Lineage: Eukaryota; Metazoa; Arthropoda; Insecta; Hymenoptera; Apidae
Biological process (GO): negative regulation of cell cycle; negative regulation of DNA replication
Cellular component (GO): nucleus
Source: RefSeq, a predicted model, not a curated record